AUGAUCAUGCUUGACAUGACAAGAAACUUUGAUUGUCAGCAGUGGGCAUCAAGGGUCAUUUCCCUAACUGUUUCCCACGAGAUGGAGAAGCUUUCAUUGCUGGCGAAAGCAUACAAGAUCGCUGCCUUAAUUUAUGGAACCAGGAUAUUCCGUGCUUUCGCAUCCCCCGCCAAUACACCUAUCAACACACAAGGAGCAGAAAAUGAGAUCCUAGUUUCGAAAUUAAUCGCGACAAUUCAACUUCUCGCCUCGGACGAGAUGUUUUUCAAAUGCCUCAUAUGGCCUACAUUUAUCGCAGGCCUGGAAUGCCAAACAGAAAAUACCAGAGAGUCUAUAAAUACGCUUUUACGAGGCCUUUGGGAAUAUACGUCUUGUUUGAAUGUCAUCAAUGCCUCCAGGAUUUUGCAGGUAUACUGGCAAAAGCAGGACUGGAGUGAUAAUUCAGGAAAGGCACAUGAAGAAAUCGAAGUCAUGGGCCAGGGAUGGCUAUUGAUCUGA
This is a messenger RNA of Penicillium waksmanii, 498 nucleotides long. RefSeq lists its product as uncharacterized. Bases 1 to 498 code for a protein of 165 amino acids. The record is from RefSeq and is a predicted model, not a curated record. Lineage: Eukaryota; Fungi; Ascomycota; Eurotiomycetes; Eurotiales; Aspergillaceae. The transcript has a single exon.